AUGGCCGAGACGAAGUCCGGGUCCUACAUCUACAAUGGGGAUCCCUCGACGUUCUACGACUGGAAGUUCAGGACGGAACUGCGCCUGAAACUCUACGAAGACGCUAUUCGGUCGAAAGCGUCCCAAGCCAGGAGUACCCGAGGAGACUCCGAAGCAGGUCUGGAGGGAGAAGUUGACCCAGACCACAACGUCCGAGAGCCAGAGGCCGCGGACACAGCCGAUGAGGAGCAUGAAGGCCCUCAAGAAGAAGGAGGUCUGCAUCCAGGCGGAGCAGACGAGUACUUCGACAAGCUUUCCCAGCUCAGCGCGGGAAGUCGGAGGUCGAAGAAGUCGGGCAAAUCCGCGAAGCCCAUUUCGUUCGAGUACCUUGAAGGACUCCCCUCGAGCACGAAGGCAAGAACAGAAAUGGUACACCGUGUUCUCGAAGGCCUCAGAGACGAGGCCUUCGAACUCGCGAGGGACAUCGGUGUAGAUGCCCUAACUGCUCCAGGGGGACUUCGAAGCUUCAUCGAACGAAUGCGGGAGGUAGUGUUCCCCCGCGCGACAGAGGAAGCCCGAGAGUUGUUCCGGGCGGGACAGAGGCCAGGGACCCUGUCCAGGCAGGCAGGGGAAAGCAUGCUGAGUUACAUCUCCCGUAGACGGAGGUGGUGGAAUCUCCUGAAAACCCUGGAUGCCAGCAUCGAGCUCUCUGAGCCGAUGCGCGGUAAAGGUUUUACCCGCAAGGCCUUCCCUGCGAUCGACGAAGACGCAGGCGAGUUAGAGCAGGAAGAGGAGUACCCAGAAGAGGACUCUUACUUUGCCCAAGAAGCCUUUGUUGCUGAGGAGAGCUGGGAGGAAGAACCCCCUGCCGAGGAAGAAGAGUUCGAGGAAUAUGAGCUGGAUGAGGACGAGGCCAUCGCCCUCAACGCCAUGGAGCAGUUCCUCGAGGAUUCUCCCGAGGCAAAGUCGCGAUGCAUGAGAUGUGGUGGUAUCGGCCAUUGGGCUGGUGACCCUGAGUGCAAGUUCCCUGCAGGCAAGGCCGCAGGCAAGGCAGCACACGUCGCCGUAACGGUCCUAUCCAGCGAGGAAGGUCUGGUCAUUCCCUCGGAAGCGCCAGACAAGGACCACUCUGGCUUUGUCGUUCGCGCUGCCGCAAGCAAAAGCGCAGCUAGCCGAAGUGCAGCUGUAGCGUCAGCGGCGCCAAUGCCUAUUCCGAUGGAAAUGGAAGGCGGAGAUCGUAAGUUUUACCUUGGUCAGUACAAGGGGAAGACUUACAACGAGAUUGCCCGGCUUCCAGCUGUUGUUCAAUGGGCACAGGUUCAGGUGAACCCUAGUCGCCAACUCCAAGACUUUUUAGCCUGGUUCAAUCGCUACUAUGUGAUCGAGGGCGACGAGGUUGUCACCCGAGCCAGCAUAGGUAUCCCUGAAGGAACCUAUGUACCGCGUGUCAAGAACAAGGGCGGAAAGAAGGUACCGCCGAACCCACCAUUGGAGCCUUGCGUCCAAGGAUGCAAGGAUUUUACGCACGCAGGAUCUACCAUGAACUGGCUGCGCAGUACCUGUAGAGACUGCGGAAAGGUUCCGGCUGACUUCCAGCGCCGACGUCGAGAUGCGGCAAAUCGUAUGCUCAAUGCCACUGUAGACUCUUUAUCUGUGAUGCAUAACACACAGAUUGCCGGUGAGUCAAGGGACCUUGAGCACGACGAUGUGGAACUCAUCAUGGGUGUCUUCAAUGACUCUGUGACCACCAUGAUAGAGAUGGGGAUGCGCGUCGCCCCGUCUGUUUUACACAGUCGCCUUAGCGAGGCAAUCGUUGAUGCCUUAGAGCCCACUGGUGACAGUCCGGAUUCCUGGUCCCGCGUUGGCCAUGUUGGAAUCAUAGACCCAACGGACCUUACAAAGGAAGAAAGAGUUCUUUCUAGAUGGGAGAGACUGGUUAAAGGUGUUAAUUGGCAGGAUCAUUGUGUAGCCUGGGAGGAUGCUUUCCUUAUGGGUCAUGACCGAUUAGGUAUAGCCAUUCUUGAAGCACAAUGGGCUGACCCAGCACCUGCACCGUCCACAGGCAUCAACCUGAGCCUGACGUUGGACGACCUUGAGCAGGCUCGUCCUGAGUCACCGCAAGUUCCGGAUCCUGUAGGGCCGGAGCAAGGUUGGACCCGUUUAGGCCAAUUGCCCGAGAUAGACCCCGACGAGGCUAUCGAUGAUUCCCUAGCAUUUCCUGAUUACGACCCCUACGAUCCUUAUCUCGAGUGCACCCCGAACAGCAACCACGAGCUCGAGGUGGAUACCCGAGCGCAUGCCCACGCAGCCUCCACUGACAUCGUUCAUCUAGACAAUUUACCCAUGGUUGACCUCUGGAGUAGGACCCUGGCGGGCGUGCUGGACUCCCAUGAGGUAGACACCGUCGACUACCACGAGUACUUGGAAAGUGGAAUGCUCUGGGACCAAGUUCGGCCCAAAACGUUCACAACUCCACCGCCGAUAGUCAUCUUGUCCUGCGGGAUCAAGUACUACAUGAACAAGGAAGACGGCUGGUGGGGGAAAAGGGCGAGGGAUCCGAUCCAUUGGGCGGAUCGAGUACCUCAGGUGUUCCGGGAUGGUUACACGCUGAUCGUCCAGGACCUCAGGGAUCUAAGCGACCCUGCAAAUGGUGCUUGGAAUGACCACAUCGGUAGGCACCCAGAAAUCAUCAAGGGCCUGGUCAACGCCGAGGCAGGACAACGCUUGCUGCGAAAAAACCUGGUGGAUCUGUUAGACCACUACAAACGCGGCGAAAAAGUUGCGUUGGUAGCAUUUUGCACCAGCAAUCGGCACAGGUCAGUUGCCUUUGGCACGACCCUAGCGGCGUGUCUUUUGGCAAAAGGGAUCGAGGACCAUCUUCUCGUUCACCUGAACGCCAUCACUAGUUGGAAAGGCAUGGUGUGUGGAGGUGGAUGCAGCGACUGCGGUGAGUUCUCCAAGCCUGGUCUGGUGAACCUCGGAAAGCAUGCCAACUCCCUCUUGGAUGCGCUCGAGGGCUUCGACGAGGCGAAUCGUCACCAGUGUCUGGGUAAGUGGGUCUUUGCCGGUGCCAAUGCAAGGUGGACCUAUUUGGCCACCGAGCAACAAGCCAGCACCACCGCCGCCGCCGGCGGCACCAAGGCAACCGCCGUUGCCGCCGCCGUCGAAAUCUCCGACAGUUCCAUCGCCACCAUCACCGCCGGCGAUGGCUCUCACGCCAGAGGUGAAGUCGGAAGAGAGCUCAAGGGUGUCGGCAAGGUUGGACUACGCGCCAGUGGUUGGUACAGCGACGAGACGACGGAGACGACCGCUACGGCGUCUUCCAGCAAGGCAUCCACUACCAGUAAGGCUCCCGCAGUAUCUGCCACGUCUAUCGUUCCGAAGGCACCGCCUGCAGAGAUGGAGAAUGACGUGGGGUACUGGAGAGAGCGCUGCAUCCGGCAGGAAGCAGCAAAUGAACACCUCCAAGUCAGACUGGUUGCUCUUGAAACUGAGCUUCGAGAGGCAAAGAGUUCUGGCGAAAGUUGGCUUUCUCGAGCCAUCGCUGCCGAGAAGGAGUUGGAGGUGGUCAAGCGAUACGAACGGAGACCUAGAUCCCGUUCUGAGUCGUAUGACUCCAAGGACGAGUCUAGGAGCCGAUCCAGAGACGAUCGAUCAAAAGACGAUCGCAGAGGCCGAGAGAGAUCGGGAUCCAUGAGACCUGGUCGAAGUGGCCCCCGCUCUACGUCAGCAGGACCGAGCAUCAAGGAGGAGCCCGACGAGGAGGAGCGUGAGGCCAGAGAGUUGGAGACACCUGCGUCAACGCCAGGUCAUACCCCUAGGGAUGGCGAGGCGUCCGUCGAGCCUGGCGCCGGCGGAGGGUCUACGCAGACGCCGGUGGAGCCACUCCCCGUGGUAGAUGGUAUGGAAGGACCCUUGGACCACAAUAGGCCAUGGGCAGCCAACCUUAGCUUCCCCGAUCUUACAAAGGUCGCGUCCAUCCUUAGGAGGACGAAACCGGCGAGGUACAACAGUAACGGGUGGAUCGGUCCGGCCACCAAAGAGCAAGGGAUGCAAUGCACCCUGAAGCACAACAUCCGUUUCUGGGUGGCUCACAAAGACCACUCGUUUGUGCACCGGUGGGACAACGCCUUAGACGACUUCACCAAAAGCGUCUUCCUGUUCCGCGGUGCGGAGCGCACGUUUUCCAUAAUCCAGAGGGAUGUGGACAUGCGCGCGGCGCUCACCAUCGAUGCCGCAGAACUGGGGGACGGCGACAGCUUCAUCAUUUUGGCCCGAAGUCAGAAGCAGAGGGCGGCCGACCACACCGGCGGCUUCCCUCGGGUCUCGACCUAUAGAGGCGAGGCCAGGUCGGUUUCCUCGGACUCCUCUGCCUCUUCAGGGAGUUCGGGGUCGGGUGUCAGUAUUCCCACUGGAGCCAAGUACUUCACCCCAGCAUGCAACCUUGCAGUCCUGUCCAAGGAGUCCGGCAUCCGUGUCAUCGACGUCGGAUUGGACGCGAUGAAGCCGUGGGAGGCCGAAGGGAUUCGUAGGACCCUUCAAGAGGUUAGCCCCAGUUUAGUGGUUGUAGCUAUUGAGUACCAGGAACCGGGACUCAAUCAUAGUGAAGUUGUGGACGAGGUCAUAGCCCACUGUGAGUGUUCAGGGUCAGACUACCUGAUAGCUGACGUUGCCGACACUGAACGUUGGGGGUAUUUCUCUGUUCCCAUGUACCCAGACAUAGGACAUGGUGAUGUGAGCUAUGUGUCCAAUAAUUCGGAAAUAGCAGAUGCAUUUGAGGGAUGGACCGGUGAAGGCUAUCCAACCAUGGGACCCAGGAGUUUUUGGGAUUUGUUUUCUAGUGACUUUUUGGGUUGGUUGAUCAAUUAUGCCAAUGACCAUGCUGCAAUUUCACUUGUGGCAACAUCGUACCCAGUAUGGGACGAUGGCGAGAUUGAUGAUAGCGAGUUUCCAACCUUCGAUUCCGUUGAAAACGAAGAUGAUGUAGCAAGAAUGGACCCAGGAGAAGAGGCCAUUCAAGAGGACCUUGAACUAGACGAAGUUCAGGUGCCAGGUUUGCCUAGAGGCGAGGCCGAACGCCGAGCCGGCUGGAGGAAGUUACCCCAGCGCGUGAGAGUCGACCCGCAGUAUCUAGAUGGACUGCGUUUGUUGCGCUGCAAUGAGUGCGAGGAGAACGCGCCAAGACGUCCCGGUCAAGCGUCAAGCGCAAAGUGCCUCGAGGCCAUACAGAGGAGGUGGAUCACUUGGGCUGGUCACCCCAAAGCACUAAAAUGUGAUCGCGGAUUGCACAACCGCGGCGUCCUAGCAAGGUACAUGGCCGCGCACGGAGUGGAUGUUACACACGCGCCGCUCGAAACACCCGAAGCCAUAGGCCGAGUGGAGAGACACGGCGGGAUCAUCAAAGGAAUGGCCCGCAAGGUCAUCAGCCAAACUCAACCGCGGGGUUGGUUGGAAAUGCAGCAAGUACUUGAUGAGACUUGCCUGACAAAGAACAGCCUACUCAGACAGGGAGGCUACUCGCCAGCUCAAUGGGUGCUGGGUCGAGCGCCGCGUGAACUACCAUCUAUCCUUAGUGAGGAUGGGCACGCAGAUCUAGGAGCCAUUCAGGACUCUCUCGAUCCCGAGUCCGCUUUCGCGCUCCAACACAUGGUUCGUGCUGAGGCGAAGAAAGCAUUCGUCCAGCUGGACACCUCUAAACGAGUUCAGCGCGCUCUUUUGCGCAACGCGAGAGCGAUUCCUGGAGAUUACCAGGAAUCGGUUUGGUUGCUUUGCGAAAACAUUCCAGUUUUGGCGUCUGCGCAAAACCUGCGACCAGCAACGGACGCAGAGGCUUUGGCCUUUAAUAUCCUUCAUGGGAAUGCAAUUAUCCCUGAGGAAAUUGUUAAGGAUCAACAAGGGUUCGACGACUAUCGUGAACCAGCACCAACCGGGGAUCACGAUCCAGCGCCAGAUGUGACACUUGAAGAGGGCCCCAGUGAUGGACCCAUGCCAUCUAUCCUAGAGGAAGACGAGGAGCACCCGUCUCGUCGGCUUAGCAUCGCCGAGCCUGAGCAAGAGAGGACUCCAGGUGGAAGUCGGAGGCCGUCGUAUGAUGUACAGGACGAUUUGCCUGAGCAGCUGCGGCAGCACUUCCAGCACGUAAGGGAUGCGGAAGCGACGCCACCUAGAAUUGUCAGCGACCAAAACACGGCGCUGAGUGCGACUCAAGCCCGACCGCGGGCUAAGUUCAUAGCCUUUAUGGCGAAUCGCGCGGCAAACAUUUCAAAGGAAGAAGCCAAGUCCCUUCCAGGCAGCCUCAACUACUAUGACUGUUCACCCGCUGUCCAGCGCAAGAUCGAUGAAUCUAGAAAGAAGGAAUGGAUGAAGUAUGAAUCAUUCCAAGCGGCGAUUCCAGUAACCGGUAAGAUCCUAAAGGACUUAUUGGAUGAGGGACAUGUUCCAUUGCCCUCUAAGUGGGUUGACACUGUCAAAAACAUCCACGAACAGCACCUGGAAUCAUUCGAUCCAGAAUUCAAGUCCCGCAUGGUUGCUUGUGGCAACUUUGAAGGCGAGUGUGGAGUGAGGACCGAUUCGCCCACAUCGGAUAUUGAAACCCACGCCAUGGUGUGCGCAUUCGCAGCGUCAGAAGGAGUACCUGUGCAGGGCUCCGAUAUCAAAAAUGCCUACUUCCAGGCUCUCCCAAUAGAUCGCAUAGUGCUGAUGCGACAACCCCGAGGGGGACUCCCGGGCGUAGACCCGGAAGCGAUGUUGUUAGUUCGCGUUCCUGUCUAUGGACUCCAAGACAGUGGGAGAGGGUUUUGGAAGCGCGUAGACAAAGACGCAAAAGACGUAGGUCUUAAUGCGUCGCGCAUUUUUCCCGCGUUUUACUACCACACCACGGGUAGUAAAGUAGAUCUCUUACUUACCACUCAUGUCGACGAUUUUCUUUGGGCAUCAACCCCCACUGGUGAUGAAAUCAUGAAUCGACUCUUAGAAAGGUUCGAAAUCGGCAGAAAGGAGAUCAAGAGACUCCGAUUUUGCGGGAAGCAAUUUGACCAAUCCGGCAAGGACAUAGUUAUCGACGUUAGCGAUAACACACGCCGUACUACGUAUAUCGACAUAGCGAAGGGCCGACAAUCUUCGGACCCGAUCACGCAAGGUGAAGAACGUCAACUGCGUAGCGUAGUGGGUAGUCUGAGCUGGAUAGCCAGACAAGGCAGGCCGGAUAUCCUGUACAAAGUUUCGUAUUUGCAGUCCAAGGUUAAGGGAGCCACCGUAGCUAUCCUUAAGGAGGCUAACAAAUGUCUUGAAAUUGCUCUUGCAGGAAAAGAUUUCUGCAUCCGGUACAAAAAUGGUCCUUUCGACUUUAUGGAUCUGGGAGUUUUAACCGCCUCAGAUGCCAGUUUUGCCGGGGAGCCAGGUUUACGAUCCCAGCAGGGACGUAUUCACUUCCUAGUUCCAAGGAAGCAAUUGACCACGCCAGGCAAUUGCGUAUUCGAUGUUGCCUUGAUCAGCUUUGGAUCAACGACAAUCAAGAGAGUAUGCAGAGCAACUCUCCAAGCCGAGACGUACGCGCUACAGAGUGCGCAAGAGUCAGGUGACCGAAUUCGAGCUCUGUUGGCCGAAUUGUAUGGACAAGGCAGUCCAGGAGCUGAUUGGUACGACCGAUCCAGAAGGACGGUUCCGCACAUGAUGCUCACAGACUGUCGUAGUCUGUCUGAGCACCUCAACGUGGAGGUCCCUUCACGUGUCCAAGACAAACGUCUCCAAAUAGAACUGAACGCGUUGCGUCAGGCGUUGUUCGAAGACGAUGGCACCCGCAGUACCGAGGUCUUUCCCGGUGCAGGUGACCAAGUUGUGUGGACCUCUACGGCCACCAUGAUCGCUGAUUGCUUGACGAAGAGUAUGCGCCCCGACUUCCUCAUCAAGGUAUUGACAGCCUGUCAGUAUCAAAUCGAGAGGCAGUCGGAGAAGCAACUAGGAUGA
Molecule: messenger RNA, 7944 nt
Organism: Symbiodinium natans
Lineage: Eukaryota; Dinophyceae; Suessiales; Symbiodiniaceae
Source: the annotation of a GenBank genome assembly